AUGCGUCAUUGCGGCCAUUGCGAGACGGGGACGGCAGGACCAUGGGCGUUGGAGUUCAAGCUUCAAGCAGGGCCAGGCGCCAGCGGCGCGAGAUUCAGCCGCCCGUCUGUCCUCUGCCGCGGCUGUCUGAGACGACCAGAUGCCCUCCUCCACCACGGUUCGCACGACCUGCCUGUACGCCACGCCAAACUCCCCGGCUUCCUCCCCGGCCUCGAGUGGCACUGGCCCGCGUUCGUCGACGCCGCACGCGAGCUCGGGGAUACACCCCUUCCCGAAGAGCAACCGGAGAUGGGCUUCCUGAAGAAGGCGCACCGCGUCUUGAAUGAAGUGCGCCCCGUCCCUCCCUUCGUCCUCUACCCUCGCACUGAUCCCUACAUUCGCUGGGCCUGCCAUAUCCACGUCGAGGAGGGCGCGAUGGUGUGCGCAAACUGCAGCUACGACUACCCGCUCUCGAACGGCUUCCCAAACAUGUUCCUCGCGGAAAACGAGAUCAGCUAUCCCGGACGCGCCCUCGCCCGCCCUUGCAAGCACGCACCCCAAAGGUACCCGGCGAUACACGGCGUUGGUAGGCCACGACGCCUGUCCGGUCGCGCUAUCGAUGCGUAUCGCCCGAGCGAUGCUCUCGCGUCCCUCCGCAACCCGAUUCUGGACCAGCCGCGGUGA
Epithele typhae is the source of this 663-nucleotide messenger RNA. RefSeq lists its product as uncharacterized. Lineage: Eukaryota; Fungi; Basidiomycota; Agaricomycetes; Polyporales; Epitheliaceae. The record is from RefSeq and is a predicted model, not a curated record. Gene Ontology annotation, molecular function: protein heterodimerization activity. The transcript is spliced from 3 exons. The coding region runs from base 1 to 663 and encodes 220 amino acids. Gene Ontology annotation, biological process: tRNA methylation; peptidyl-glutamine methylation; rRNA (guanine-N7)-methylation.